This is a messenger RNA of Adineta ricciae, 1629 nucleotides long. The record is from the annotation of a GenBank genome assembly. Lineage: Eukaryota; Metazoa; Rotifera; Eurotatoria; Adinetida; Adinetidae.
AUGCUGCACGUUAUUUCGUUUGUGAUUUUCACUUUUCUUGUUUCUUGUACAGUUGGUCAAUUGCCUCGUAUCCAAGUUGACCCAGCAACUCAACAUUUCGUUGAUGAAUACGGUCGUGUACGAAUCUUUCACGGUGUAAAUGUUGUCUACAAACUUCCACCAUUUCUUCCAAAUUUAACACAUUUCGAUCCGCAAAAGUCUUUGACAGAGGACGACUUAACCAAUCUCCAUCAAUGGGGCUUCAAUGUAGUUCGAUUCUACACAGCGUGGAUGGGCGUAAAUCCAACAUCGGAAGCUGAAAUUAAUCAACAGUACCUUUCGCAAUUAUCAAAAUCUGUGCAAAUGAUGGAAGAUAAAGGCAUCUAUGCUUUAUUAGAUUGCCAUCAAGAUGUUCUUUCACGAUACUUUUGCGGCGAAGGAGUACCCGAUUGGGUAGCGCAAAAGUUAGGCAAUUCUACACUGUAUGGCUUUCCAUUUCCGUUAGCAACGAAUAUAACACGAGAACCCGAUACAGGCUAUCCAACUCUGGAUGCAUGUUUAAAACGGCCGUUUUUUCAAUAUUAUCUGACGGAAGCCGUGAUGACUACAUUCAAAAUGAUAUACACAAAUGAGCAAGGCGUACUUGAUUCGUUCGCGUCGUUCUGGCGUACUAUUGCCAGUACUUUUGCUAACCGUUCGUCUGUUCUUGGCUAUGAACUAUUGAAUGAACCAUCAUUUUCCAAACUUAUUGAUGCGGUGCGAAUCGGUCAGGUCGAUCGAACAUAUCUUGCUCCGAUGUAUAAAAAACUACACGAAACUAUCCGUCAAGUUGAUGAUAAACGUAUCAUUUUCUAUGAACCGUGCGUUGCUGAUUUACUCCAGACAGGACUUGAACAAGGACCUGGUGGUGUGAAAUACAACGAUCGUCAAGCAUUUAGUUAUCAUAUCUAUUGCAUUGAUGUUACGAAACAGGGCGAUCCGAAAUCAGAUUUGGUUUGUGAUGUUGAUGAUGUAUUUGCAAUCAGUUCAAGAUAUGAAGAAGCGAAGAAGAAGAAGUUCGGCGGAAUGAUGUUAACUGAAUUCGGUGCGAUUAGCAAUUCUACUGAAGGUGUGACAGAAAUCACUCGCAUAACCGGAAUUGCAGAUGACUAUCUUCAAAGUUGGUCUUAUUGGCAGUUCAAAAAGUACGAAGAUUUAACCACGGCAGCGAGUCCAGCAACGACCGAAUCGUUCUAUACCGAAGAUGGUAAACUAGAAGUCAAUAAAGUACGUGCACUUUCACGCUCUUAUGCACAAGCAAUCGCAGGUCUUCCGGUUAGUAUGAUGUUUGAUCCGAAGACAGCAGUAUUUCAACUAACAUUCAUUAUCAACACAGAUAUUCAUCAACCAACAGUCGUUUAUAUUAAUGAAGAUUUGAAUUACCCUCAGGGUAAUAAUAUCGAUGUUUCUCCAGCCAGUUCGUUAACCUGGACGUCACCUACUCGAAACUAUUAUGAAUUUUUGCCGGCAACGUCAACGAAGAACGGUACAUCAAUCGUCAUUAAAAUCGUACCAAAAACAUUCAACUGGUACGAUAGACUACAGAUUUGGAUUCAAAAACAAAUUGCACUAGUUCGUUCGUUCGUUGUUUAUUUACGCCAGGUCGACUAG